Messenger RNA from Humulus lupulus (European hop), 900 nucleotides. RefSeq names its product endo-1,3;1,4-beta-D-glucanase-like. The record is from RefSeq and is a predicted model, not a curated record. Bases 68 to 793 code for a protein of 241 amino acids. Gene Ontology annotation, molecular function: hydrolase activity. The transcript has 7 exons. Lineage: Eukaryota; Viridiplantae; Streptophyta; Magnoliopsida; Rosales; Cannabaceae.
AAUGCCUUGGUUUUUGUGAAACAAAACAAAACAGAGACUAAAGAAAAGAAAGAAGGAAAAAAAGUCAAUGGCCGGGGUUCAGUGCUGCUCUAAUCCACCAACUCUGGAUCCAAACAGCGGAUUAGGCUACCUUGAGGAACUGGGUGGCCUCAAAACCUACAUCUCUGGCUCUUCCUCUGACUCCAAAUCUGCCGUUCUCCUCAUCUCUGACGUUUUCGGAUAUGAAGCCCCAAACAUAAGGUUGAUUGCGGACAAGGCUGCAGCUGCUGGAUUCUACGCUGUGGUUCCUGAUUUCUUCAAUGGCGACCCCUACAAUAUUGAUGGCGAUAGUAGGCCCGUACUAGAAUGGUUAAAAGAUCAUGGAACGGACAAGGGGCUUGAGGAUGCAAAACCAGUAGUUGAAGCUCUCAAGUCCAAAGGUUUUUCUGCAAUUGGGGCAGUUGGCUUCUGCUGGGGUGGCAAGGUUGUGACUGAACUUGCAAAGUCAAAAUCUAUUGAAGCUGCUGUGCUGCUACAUCCUUCUCUUGUCACUUUGGAUGAUAUAAAGGAGGUUAAUAUUCCCAUUGAGAUACUGGCAGCUGAGAUUGAUAGUAUUACACCACCGGCUCUCGUGGAACAAUACAAGGAGAUCUUAGCUACUAAAGUACCUCAUGUUGACAGCUAUGUGGAGAUAAUCCCAAAGGUUGAACAUGGGUGGACAGUGAGGUACAACGUGGAUGAUGAAUCAGCCUCAAAAUCUGCAAAUGAGGCCCAUAACAAGAUGUUGGAGUGGUUCUCUAAGUAUCUUAAUUGAUCGAUUUUAAGUUUUCUUUCUUCUAAUAAUAAAAGCCAUGUAAAAUUGGUGUGAAACUUCUUCUCUUUCAUGUAUGGUUCAAAAUAUUCCCAUGUCUUUACGUUGAA